Molecule: messenger RNA, 3635 nt
Organism: Nannospalax galili (Upper Galilee mountains blind mole rat)
Lineage: Eukaryota; Metazoa; Chordata; Mammalia; Rodentia; Spalacidae
Product: DDB1- and CUL4-associated factor 12-like protein 1
Exons: 2
Coding region: 339-1820 (493 amino acids)
Cellular component (GO): Cul4-RING E3 ubiquitin ligase complex
Molecular function (GO): protein binding
Source: RefSeq, a predicted model, not a curated record
UUCUCAGUCAGCUCGCCCCGCCCUGUCCUCCCCUUCCUCCUCCCUCCUCUGCCCUCCUCCCCGCCUCGCCCGGUUGUCCUCAUCCUAUACAAACUUGUCCCUCAAGGCCCAGCAGUCCACGCGCUGAGCUGGUUCCUACCACCGCCUCCCUCCAACUACCGUUUCUGCAUCUUAGGUCCUAGCGCCGAUCGGGAGGAUCCUGCCGAGCUCGCUCGUCUCUUUCCGCCGACCUCGCACCGCUCGCUGGGUCACGUUGGUUUCACCCCCUUUGCCGCCAACGUACAGGACUCCGUGGUCUCUGCUUAGCGGUCGCCCAGCCUCCAGCUCCUUGCGUACUCAUGCGGCAGGCCGAUGCCGAGACGCCUUCUUCCCCGCCUCUGCCACAGUCCACGGGGCCAAGCAUCCGUCCGCUGCCCACCAUGGCCCCACAGCAAACAGGUAGCAGGAAGCGGAGAGCAGAGGAGGUGGAGGAGGGCGCCGGGAGCUCGUCGUCUCCGGGUACCGCGGCCGCGGCGGGGCACGCGGAGGGACCUCAGCUCCUUCCCAAGAGGCCGCGGCGGCCCGCGGCGCGCCGCUCGCUGCUUCACUAUGUAAAGGGCCGCGAGCUGGGUGAUGCGGGCCACGCCAGGCUCGCGGGCUUCGAGGGCGAGCUGCGCAGCUACGCGGUGCACAGGCUUCCGGAGCUGCUGCGGGAGCGCCAGCUACCCCUCGGCCCCCUCAACAAGGUGUUCGCCUCGCAGUGGCUCAACGCCAGGCAAGUGGUGUGCGGCACCAAGUGCAACACCCUCUUUGUGGUGGAUGUCCAGUCGGGCCACAUCAUGCGCAUUCCCCUGAUGCGCGACAGGGUGCCAGAAGUGAACCGCGGCCCGCCUUCCUGUGGCAUCCAUGCCGUGGAGCUGAAUCCAUCCAAAACCCUCCUGGCCACUGGUGGUGAAAACCCCAAUAGCCUAGCUGUCUACCAGCUGCCUACCCUGGACCCUGUGUGCCUGGGAGAUUGCCAGGGCCACAAGGACUGGAUCUUUGCCAUCGCCUGGUUGAGUGACACCGUGGCCGUGAGUGGUUCCCGCGAUGGCACCGUGGCUCUAUGGCGGGUGGAUCCUGAUAUGUUUAAUGGCAGCAUUGCUUGGCACAAGGAUGCUGGGCUUCCGGUUUAUGCUCACAUCCGUCCACGAAAUGUGGAGGCCAUCCCCAAAGCCACCACCAACCCAGGUAACCGCAAAGUGCGAGCCCUGGCGUUCUGCAGCAAAAACCAGGAGCUGGGAGCCGUGUCGCUGGACGGCUACUUUCACUUGUGGAAAGCCCGGAGCUCCCUGUCCAGGCUGCUGUCCAUAAGGCUGCCAUACUGCCGAGAGAAUGUGUGCCUCACCUACUGUGAUGACUUGUCCCUCUAUGCAGUGGGAUCCCAGUCUCAUGUCUCCUUCCUGGAUCUGCGACAGGGCCAGCAAAACAUACCACCAUUGUGUUCCCGUGAGGGAGGCACAGGUGUGCGUUCUCUGAGUGUCCACCAGCACAUCGUUACUGUGGGCACAGGCCAUGGCUCUCUACUCUUCUAUGACAUCCGUGCCCAGAAGUUCUUGGAGGAAAGGUCCUCAGCCAGUCCUGACCUAUUUCCUGUGCCCUCGGGGAGGAAGCUCAAACUCACCUGUGGCAGUGGCUGGAUAAACCAAGAUGACCUCUUAGAGAAUUACGUUGCUGGCUUGGAGGAGUUCCCCAAUGCCCUCUACACCCACUGCUACAACUGGCCCGAGAUGAAGCUCUUCGUGGGUGGAGGGCCGCUUGCAUCAGGCCUUCAUGGCAACUAUGCAGGUCUUUGGAGCUAAGGUGGAGCUGGCCCAGCUUAACCAGUGUGCUUUUCAGCAGAGAGAGAUGAAUCAGUCAAAAGUUGGAUUUGAGAAUUUCCCGCACCUCUCCACCAUGCUUUGAACUUUUCAUACAGAUGGCUGUCGUUCAUUCUUAGCUGUGCUGUCUUUGAGUGACUGAUAGUCUAUCUCUAGAAGAAUAUCAAGUUAUCGUGUUAGAGUUAUGAAAAUUUUGUUUUAUUUUCAUGUUAGCAGUACUGAAACUAUUAGUUUUAGUUUUCAUCACAUAUGUGUGGUAUAUUAAGAAUAUUUUCUAUCAAACAGUUUGGACAUCUGGAGAGCUAACCAUAGUUUUGUAACAUUGUUUCAAUUGUAAAAUACAUUCCACUUUCCACAUGGCCUACUUUAGGAAAUAUUUCACUCUUGAAUUGUGAUCAUGGUGUAUAUAGUUUGUAUGUUGUCGGUGCUAAAACGCACUUUUCUAAAAGUUGUUUAUUAUCUAAAAGUAGUUGUCAUAGAAUCUUGUGUUCGUAUCAGAAUCUCUAAUUGAUUAGGGCAGUUUAGGAAGUCAAGUGUUGUGCUUGUUAAAUGUUCAAAAUUAAUCCAAAAAUUAAUGUUUUCCUUUCAAGCCGUAUUUAAGUUUUUAUGCUCUGUCCUUGUUUAGGUAAAAGAAUGUACUUGCUUUCACUUCUUGCCUUAGUACUAUCAAGACUUGUGGAUAUAUUUGAAUGUUUGUGGUUUGAGUAACUUGCACAGAGUUUUAGUGCCAUCAUUCAAUGCAGGGAUAUUUAGUGUAAAUGUAGAAUGUAUGGCAGCUGGGCAGAAAAUAUGCUGCUCCUAAGGUAUAGACUGGAUAUUUUUGCUGUUGCUAUUUUAAUACCAAAUGUUAUAUUUGAGCAUAUUUUAAACUUUUAAGAUUUGUUUAUGGGUUAAGUUACAAGAAAAAAAUUGCACAGGACAAAAAUGAGCCCAUUCAGCUCACUGUGAAAGAAACUCCCCUAUUUAUAAACUCCAAAUUAAUGAGAAUUUUAUUUUGUGGACUUCAAAGAUAUACUCAGAGUAAAAUAGAUGUUAUUAAAAAGCUGUGAUGGCCGGGUGUGGUGGCACACGCCUUUAAUCCCAGCACUUGGGAGGCAAAGGCAGGUGAAUUGCUGUAAGAAAGAGCCCAGUCUAGUGGUAGUCUACAAUGCCAGUUCCAGGCCAGCUAGAGCUACAAUGUAAGACCCUAUCUCCAAAAAAUAAAAACCCUGUGAUUGUAUGACUGUAAAUGCUAAAUGUGAUAAUGUGUAAUAUGUCAUUAUAAAAGUGCAGUAUUUUUUUCUUCAAAGGGAUUAAAAGUGAAUGUGAAGAACUUUAGGGUUCAGAUAAAUAAUGAUGGAAACAUGACAGAUUUCUCCCUAGUGUGAACCCUGAAAAUGAGAAAACAGCAGCCCUUGUUCAAAACUGGCCAGGGUGCUUGGACCUUGGACUGGUAUUGGGUCAUGUCUUCUUUUCCUUAAAUAUUUGACGUUUAUUUUGCCUUGUCAUUGAUACAGCAAAUACUGUAAUGUAACAAACAUAAAGGAACUGAUGAUAGGUUCUAAACUUAAAAUAUUUGAUUUUCAGUUAAAAAUACAAAAACAUUAGAAUUUUGGUUUUAGAAUUAAUAUAGGUUUAUGUCCUAAAAUUAUGGUAUUUUGUUACAUAUAGGUAAAUUUGUUUGCAUGUAUGUUUCCACCUCUGUUAUAAAUGUUUUGAGAGCAGACAUCAUGAACUUCCAUCUUUUGUUUGUGAUUCCAAAGGCAAUCAGUUAUAAUUUAAUGACUUUCAAUUUUUGGCAAUGGAAACAUGUUCAAA